This is a messenger RNA of Recurvomyces mirabilis, 1257 nucleotides long. RefSeq lists its product as uncharacterized. Lineage: Eukaryota; Fungi; Ascomycota; Dothideomycetes; Mycosphaerellales; Teratosphaeriaceae. Bases 1 to 1257 code for a protein of 418 amino acids. The record is from RefSeq and is a predicted model, not a curated record. Gene Ontology annotation, molecular function: acyltransferase activity, transferring groups other than amino-acyl groups. The transcript has a single exon.
AUGUCCGACCGUAAAGGGGUUCCCAUCACCAUUACUCUUACUUUACCUAGGCGAAUCGAAGUCUCGGUCAAUCUCGAUGAUGUACAGCAAUUCCAGGCUGUUGUGGCGGAAGUACCUUUCAGUGAAUUCAAGCACAGCUACGAGGAGCUGGCAAUAUCGAACAUGCCUCCUGGCCUACUUGUCUCGGACUCCUUAAGACUGCUACCCGAUACGCCAGAUAUCACCGACAGCGGUGUACCAGUAUUCGCUGUACUUGCCAACAUCGUUCGUGGAGGAGUGCUCUUGGCACUGUACCUUCACCACUCUGUUGCAGAUUUGCAAGGCCUCGCCGAUAUUAUGAGGCUGAUGUCAGGUAGUCCGCAACCUAGAGAACUCAAAGAGAUCGAUCUUGCAGCACAUGCGGAGGCACAGUCUGAGACUCGCGAGGAGCUUACCAGGUCUAAACCUACUGUCAGCGACUAUACGGAGCACCCCGAUUACAUCCAAAGUCGCAUGAGAAGCGUGGCUUUGAACUCUGCGAUAUCUGAUACGGAGGAUGGUUGUUGCCGCAUCCUAGCCUUCGACCUUACAGGCAUCGAAGAGGCGAAGAACGAGAUCAAUGAGCGCUGGCAUUGCAUUUUGGACAAUGGCCCCAAGCACAUCUCCGCUUUCGACUGCUUAGCCACUAUCCUCUGGAAAGCCGUUGGUAGAGCCUCGUGGCCGCAAGGCCCACUAGACAAAAACACGAACUGCCUUCUAAGCUUGAGGAUACAUAUAAAUAUCCGCAAACACAUCUCGCCCCCCAUGCUGCCAGAGGACUAUUUUGGCAAUGCUGUGGUACAUGCCGACGUCCACCUUGGUAUAGCGAGGCUGGCGACAGCAUAUGAUCUGAGCUCGCUGGCGCAUCACGCACAGCAGAUUCGAGCAGCGAUCGAUCAGGUCGACGAGCAUGUGGUCAGAGCAAAGAUUGAUGCUCUACAGUGGGCACAUGACCCAUCGAAAGCCACCAUCUCGAGCAGGAAACUCGAUACUAAUCUUGUCAUCACGAGCUGGGCUGAUUUACCCACUUCCGAGAGUGAAGCUGGGCUUGGAUUGGAUCUUGGAGCACCACAGUUUGGUAGGAAGAUAGGGAGAAGUCAUUCAGCCUUUGGCUGCUUAGUACUGCCGGUGAGCAGGGAGGAGGGCUUCUGGGAAGUCCAGGUGACGCUGACGCAGUUGGUGAUGGCACACCUAUUGACUGAUGAAAGGCUGAUGAGGUUCGUGAACCAUGUGAUAUGA